UUACAUGUUUUCUGUUUUCAGUAAGGGAAGCUAAGAACCUUAUACCAAUGGAUCCAAAUGGACUUGCUGAUCCCUAUGUGAAGGUGAAGUUAAUACCAAAUGAUGAAAAUAAAAUAAAAAAGAAAACUAAAACAGUGAAAGCCACACUGAAUCCAUUAUGGGAGCAAAGGUUUGAGUUUAACCUUGGUCAAGAAGAUUUUGCAAAAAGACUUUCAAUAGAGAUUUGGGACUGGGACCGAACCUCAAGAAACGAUUUUAUGGGCUCACUUUCCUUCGGUAUAUCAGAAAUAAUGAAGGACCCAGCCGAAGGAUGGUUCAAGUUACUCAGCCAAGAAGAAGGAGAGUUUUACGGCUUGCCUGUUGUUGAUGAUGUUUCCGCUAAUAUACAAGAAAUUCGCUCAAAAAUGAAGGAAACGAAGAUAGAUAAGAGACCGCCUCCUGUAGAUCUACCUACAAACAUGAGUAAACAAGACAUAGUUCGAGCAUCAGACUUUAAUUUCCUCACUGUUCUAGGCAAAGGCAGCUUCGGAAAGGUAGUUUUAGCAGAGCGUAAAGGCACAGAUGAACUUUACGCUAUUAAAAUCCUCAAGAAAGAUGUGAUAAUUCAAGAUGAUGAUGUGGAAUGUACGAUGAUAGAAAAACGUGUCCUUGCCUUGCCAAGUAAACCACCAUUCCUUGUUCAGCUUCAUUCCUGUUUUCAAACCAUGGAUAGAUUAUAUUUUGUAAUGGAGUAUGUAAAUGGUGGAGAUUUAAUGUUUAGAAUACAACAAGAAGGAAAAUUCAAGGAACCUAUAGCUGUGUUUUAUGCUGCAGAGAUUGCCAUUGGUCUUUUCUAUUUACACUCUAAAGGAAUUAUUUAUAGGGAUCUUAAAUUAGACAAUGUAUUAUUGGAUGCUGAAGGCCAUGUGAAGAUAGCUGAUUUUGGGAUGUGCAAGGAGGGAAUUCUAGCCGAGAAAACUACAAAAACUUUCUGUGGCACUCCAGACUAUAUAGCUCCAGAGAUUGUUUUAUAUCAACCUUAUGGUAAAUCAGUGGACUGGUGGGCCUAUGGUGUCUUACUGUAUGAAAUGUUGGCAGGACAGCCACCAUUUGAUGGAGAAGAUGAGGAGGAGUUGUUUACAUCAAUCACAGACCAUAAUGUGUCCUAUCCUAAAUCCAUGUCAAGAGAGGCUGUGGCUAUCUGCAAAGGGCUACUCACCAAGAAUCCUGUGAAACGGUUGGGUUGCGGCCCAACUGGGGAGAGAGAUUUCAAAGACCAUGCUUUCUUCAAGAGAAUUAUGUGGGAGAAGAUAGAAAAUCGAGAAGUUCAGCCACCAUAUAAACCCAAGAUCCAUGAUCCGAAGAAAGCGGAGAACUUUGACAAGAUGUUCACUCGCUCAGCGUUCAAGUUGACGCCUACAGAUAGUCUUGUUAUAAUGAACAUAGAUGACAGUGCCUUCGCUAACUUCUCUUACUGCAAUCCGUAUUACGAGCCACUGGCUAGCUCAUUGUCUGCCACUACAUCUGUACAACACUUGUAACUGUAUCACAUUAUCACAUUUAUCGUGCUUUUAUAUGCAGUCUUUAUUUUCUUGCGCAUGAGUAAGCAUGCCAUGUAUGACAAUGUGACGGGACGUGUAUUUUUCGUGUUAAUUUUUUUUUUUUUUUUCGGAAAGAGAAAUGAACGUUGUUUUUUUUUUCCUGGACGGUUAUGGCCUGGGAAGCUCAGGAUAAAUGUGGUGUAUCGAAGUAAGAGAAAGAAAAAUGAGUAUGUGUUGUGUAAAUAUAUUGUGUAACUUGCGAGACAGUUUUGAUUGUAAAUUUGAAGAGAUUUGAAUGCAGAACAGGGACGGUCUCUCAGGUUUUAUGAAAACUAAGACAGGACUUCUAUACAAGUUAACAGACAGGAAGUUGAAUGUUUGAGAAAAGUUACUGCAGGUAGGAAAGAAAUCUUCGGAACAAAAAGAAUCUUCAAGAUUACUACAAAGGACAUUGUUGUGCAGCUGUGCAGUUUACUUGUCCACAAGAUACUUUAUAAACAUUUUCUGUCUUUAUUUAGUCUUAUGUUACCAUCAUAGUAAACUACAACUCCAAAUUUAUUUUGUACUUUCUUUUCUUUUGAGUAAAAAAUGAUAAUGGCAUACACAUGGCUUUGAUUUUUCAUUCUUUUUAUUAUUAUUUUAUUUUUUUGUGUGAAAUUGUCAGUCUCUAUUUUGGCCAUUACUUUUUUAUUCAGGAUUUUUUACAGCCAAUAAAAGAAGCAAGACUGUUUAUGACAUUACUUUAUUUGUAUGAUUUUUGUGCCAACCUUUAAAAACCAGACAUACUUUAUAAAAAUGUUUAUAUAUUUAUUGUUUGAACUGAUUUACUAGUUGUCUUUUCAAAUUCUUUGUUAUUCUGAAAAAGUACAUGUACCGGUACGUACAUGCAUAUAGAAAUAAUCUAACUCAUUGCAAUCUCUCAGAAAUCAUAUUGGAUAAUAUUAGUUGAUCACUUGUAGAAAAAUUGGUAAUUACUGGUUACUAAUCCAGGAAAACUGGUAGGUGUACAGGGCUGCAUUUCAUAGAAAGUCCUAAGUAUUUCCUAAAUCUGAUAUAAAAAACCAACUUUAGGCCGUUUCAAUGAAAUAAAAAAUAAAUAUCUUCAGUAAAAUGCUGUAGACUAUAUAUAAAUGCAUUCUACUGAGAAAAGUUCUGAAAUAUAUUGACAGACCCUUUUUAAUAAUUCGCAAUGUGUAAAUGGCCCCAUCAGCAUUGCUCUUCAGAAAUUAAAGUGACAUUAUGCCCAUCCAAGUGUAUAAAUGAGUGAACAGGUCAAAAUAAGUUUUCAUUUUUUCCAUAAUUCGAUCUUUUAAUAAGAACAAUUAUUUCACAUUUACAAAACCAAAGGAUUUUUUCUUAAAUAUCCAUUAGAAUUUACCUGUAGCAUUCAGUUCAUAAAAAGAGUGGGGCAGUCUUUUUAUAUUUUAGGCAGAUUAUAGAUUAUAUCCAAAACAUUUUCCAUUAUGAACUGUUGGGUUUUUUUUCUUCUUUUUCUUUUUUUGUUAAUUAAGCAAACAGUUCCUGACAUGUAUAUUUUAAAUCCUAUUUUUAUACAAAUGUGUUUAUUUUGGAACACCUAAAAGUAUCAUAGACUUAAAUGGCAUUACUUACAAAAAUGCUCAUUUAAUUAUUUUUCAGAAGUGGUUGUGUUUCUUAAUUACUACUAUUAUAAUUAUAUGUUAUCCUCAUAUAUUUGUGGCAUUACUUUAAAGUUUUGUUUGUGUAUAUUUUUAUAUUUUGAUGUGAUAAAAAAAAAAGGUUUAAUCAAACAAGGAAGUAAAAAUCAAAUAUUGUAUUGAGAUAACAGCUUGAUUUAUUGUCUGUUAUAUAUUAUCUCACACUUUUUAUUUUACUUGAAAAUUAUGAAGUCAACUCUGAGAGUAAUAGCAGACAGUCAAAACUGUAUUUUUAUCUGAUUAAUUCCUAAAAAUCACAUAGUCUGAACAUAACCUUGUAUACCUCUCUAACUCAUCUUUGACCAAACACGAGCUUCAAAAUGGCUUGCUAUAUAGUCAGUCAAGCCUGCUGAUCCAUGUAGCUUUAACCAUUCUCUGUAUUCAUGCUUGCUAAUUUUAAAAGUUUUGAUAUUGAAAUCCUUAAAAAAGACAAUAGUUCCAAAUUUAAAAACAGGGUAUCAUUCAAAUUUAUUCAGAUUUUUUUUUCACUGCAGGGUUGAUAUACUAAAAAAAUUUUAACCCACCUUUUCAAUUUUUUUUGCUUUGCUUGCCAAUAUAAAAAUAUUAAAUGCUGAUUAAAUAUUUUCUAAUAAAUAGAUUUUUGUCAAUUUCAAGCAAAAUACAUUAUUUUGAUUAUUUUGUACAUAAAUGAAGCAUAUUUUUUCAAAUUUCUUUGACUUGUAUCUACACAAAUUAUAUACUGUAUAAAGCUUUUAUCAUCUUGAGAGCAAUUUGUUCAACACAUUCUUGGUUGUUGCAUACAUUUUGAUUGUUGCUUAGUGGUUUUUGCCCCUGAUAUCAAAUUUCUUGCCUCUCACUUGUUUUCUUGCCCCUCACUGGUGUAGAUUCAUACCCAAUCAGAGACUUUGACUGUGUUCAUUUGAGGAAGCUGUGAACAGCUGGCUUAUAGAAAGAUUGUGUUUUUCACAGGUGCCUGCCCUUGCCUGAAAUAACACCCAGAAUGGCACCUUAGGUCUUCCUGCACAAGUAAAGCUGGAAAGUCGCCAUACUAUAUUACUAUUUUAACAUUGCUAAUGGGAGUUAAAACCCAACAAUUACUUGAUGACCAUCUUACUUACUUUUGAUUAUUUGUCAAUUUUCCAUUUCUUUAUGUUGUUGCUAUACAAAUGUACUAUAUGUUUACUCUUUUACAAAUCAUGGACGAUUAUUUCUAUAGCUUCUAUUCAAAGACGUUCUUGGAUUGCAUUCUUGAAUCUAAUAUAAUACCUGAUGGCAUGGAUGUCAAAUUUUAUGUACGGUAUGAAAGUGUGUUCAGUAAGUAAACAUAGAUCCAAUUCACAGAGCCUGUGUUUAUCAACAAUUCAGUAUCUGAAGUUAACUGUAAAAUACCUGAAGUUAACUUUAAAUUGUCUGAAGUUUAUUUAAGAAUUUAAAUUGAAUAUUUUGUUUUAUAUGAGGAGUGAUCUUUUACAUUUUGCUAAGUCAUCAAUUUUUUAUAUUGUAAUUCAUUAGCCAAUUUCUGCCAAGUUUCUUUAUUUUUGUGUGUGAAUAUUUAGAAAGGAAUAGUAAGUAUGCUACAGUGUAAGUUAGAAUUUCAGACUGAAAAUGUUUUGGAAUACUGACCUUGAAUGCCUAAGUACACAUGUUCUUGGUGACAAAAUGACUUUCAAUCCACCAUUGCUCUACAUAUCUCACAAGUAUUUGAACAAGUUGUCUGCCAUGCCAUUCCUUUUGUAUAACUUAUCAAUUUGGUGUAGUUAUUCUUGAUCCCAAAGUUUUUUACAUGGCUAAUAUUAUAUUGUGGUGUGGUUUCUUUGUUUUCUUCCUAUUCAUCCAGUUGGCUAAUAUUUUUGUAUAAGAAAAGCUUAAUAUAGAAGUGCAUAUGAUUUUGUUUGUCUGUUUUCAAAGUAAUUUAUUAUUCAUACAUGCAUACAAUAACCAGGAAUUAUAUUUGCAUUAAGAUGUUAUAGGUAGUGCAUCAAUCUUUAAAACCUAAAUGUGUGUCCAGAGGUUUUUAUGUCUGUGUCGAGCGAGAUGUAUGUUUUCAUUGUUAAUUCUUUAUAGAUAAUAGAAUAAGAGCAUACAUAGAAUUAGACCAUAAGAUAAUGGCAUUGAUAUAAUUAAGACCAUAGUUUAGAGCAUACAUACAAAUUAAGACUAUAGGUAAGAGCAUAGUUAUAGAAUAAGACCAUAGAAUAUAUGAAGAAUAAGACCAUAGAUAAUGGCAUUGAUACAAGGAAGACCAUAGGUUAGAGCAUACAUAAAAAUUAAGACCAUAGGUAAGAGCAUAGAUAUAGUAUAAGGCCAUAAAGUAUAAGACCAUUAUAAGAUAAUGGCAUUGAUAUAAUUAAGACCAUAGUUUAGAGCAUAGAUACAGAUUAAGACCAUAGGAAAUGGUAGAAAUGCAGAUUAAGACCAUAGAUAAGAGCAUAGAUACACAAUAAGAACAUUAAAAAAUAUAGUUAAAUUGUUUUGUAGAAUGAUUACCCUUGGUUAAGCUACCAAAUCCAACUAAGAGCCUUUUGUCUGUAAGGUAUUUGGCCACUUUGGCUAAUUUAUAAAAAAAAAAAAAAACUUAAAAUUAGUUUCUUUUCAAAGCUUUGUGUUCAAGUCCCACAAAGCUUACUUACUACUUUCCUACAAGGAAGAUAUAAACAUCUUCAAAGGGAGGAUCACUCAGAGCAAUGAAAACAAAAAUGAAUACAAUGGGAGAAAGUCACAGACUAAAAUUGUCUGUUCAUGAAAGACAAAGAAAACUACAACAUUUCUCACUGUCCAUAUCACUUGCUUGAGCACCAUGUUUGUCACUAUCUUGAGUCUUCCUUUUAAAAGCUGGAAACCUGAUGUUUGACCUUAACAGAAGACAAUGUAGAUUUAAACCUAAUCAAAAAUGGAAAAUAUUAAAGUAAAUUUCUCUGAUAAGUGGUAAUGAAUUCAAAAUCAUGCAACAGUAAAUAAUGGUCCGUGAUUUUAACAAAUUUUAUGUAACAUUGAAUGGUUUAAUAGUGUUAUGUUAGUGUUAUGUUACACAAUUUGUAAAACAAAUAUUUGGGACAAGGAAAAAAAUCUUUAUAAUGUAGCAUAGCAUAGUAGGCUUUAACUCUGUGUUUCAUGGUGACCUAAUUUUUGGUUUUCAAGGUUUGUUUGGCACAUCUUAACAUGUGCCCCAUAUCUUCCUGUAUUCUUAACAUAGAUGAGAUGGCGUGUUUGAUUUCAUUUGUUUGCUUCGUUAGCAUUUCAUGUCUGCCUUCCAAAUUACACUGAUAGCAGAUUUAUUUCAUGGUUGUCUGUUUGUAAAACUGUAAAGAUUUUGCCACUCAACAUUAGUUCUUCCAUGUAAAAUGUUUUUAACUUUUAUCUCCAAUGUCUGCUUGAACAAUCUUGCCAAGGCUGCCAUAAAAUUGAUUGGUGUAAUUUCUUUCAAAAAGAAAUUUGUGUAGAUUUGUUUUUUGUAUAGUAAGUAUAAAGGGUGCAUAUGUUUGUUUGUUCUUAUACAAAUGUUACUUU
Molecule: messenger RNA, 6664 nt
Organism: Ruditapes philippinarum (Manila clam)
Lineage: Eukaryota; Metazoa; Mollusca; Bivalvia; Venerida; Veneridae
Product: calcium-dependent protein kinase C-like
Exons: 11
Coding region: 48-1520 (490 amino acids)
Biological process (GO): protein phosphorylation
Molecular function (GO): diacylglycerol-dependent serine/threonine kinase activity; ATP binding
Source: RefSeq, a predicted model, not a curated record